AUGGCUCCCGGUCCCGUCGCAGAAUCUGCCCCUCAAGCCCCGCACUUGCACCCCUCCAAGGCUCAGCAACAGCCCGUCGACACCAGCGUUUUCCCCGACGGCCUCAAGACUUCUGGCCAACAUCCUCCCCUCUACGACCUCCUUCAUCCUUACGAGGACUUUCCCAAGGAGAUUCAGGGCCCGACAGUAUGGAAGGCCGAUGAUUACAAAAACAACCCUGAGCGAUGGACUCAUCCUUUCAGUGAAGAGGAGGUCGCCGAGCUUGACAAGGCCGCCGAUGCCUUCCUCGCUGCCGGCCACCCCCUCACUGCCAUGUCCAAGGAGCUUUUCCCUCUCCCCGAGCUGUCCAAGAGAAUGAUUGCUCUUCGCAACGAGCUGCUUAAUGGCAAGGGCUUCAUUCUCUUCAAGGGCUUCCCCGUUCAGCGCUGGGGCGUCCACAAGUCGGCCGUCGCGUACAUGGGCCUUGGUACCUACCUUGGAUACUUCGUUUCGCAGAAUGGUCGUGGUCACGUUCUGGGCCAUGUCAAGGACGUUGGUGAUGACCCGACCCAGAUCGACUCGGUCCGUAUCUACAGGACGAAUGCCCGCCAAUUCUUCCACGCCGACGACUCGGACAUUGUCGGCUUGCUGUGCAUUGCCCGUGCUCUUGAGGGAGGCGAGUCUGACCUUGUUUCCUCGCAUCACGUCUGGAACACACUCCAGCAGGAGCGUCCCGACGUUGCCAGGACGCUUACGGAGCCUAUCUGGUACUUCGACCGGAAGGGCGAGACAAGUGUCGGCGAGGAGGAAUGGAUCAAGACAAGCAUCUUCUACUUGGAAACCGGCGAGAACCCCAGAGUAUACUCCAAGUGGGACCCUUACUACGUCCGCUCGCUCACCCGUUUCUCGGACAAGGGCCUCAUUCCCCCGCUUUCCGAGGCCCAGCAGGAGGCCAUAAAGGUACUCGAGGACACGUGCCUGCGUCUCUCGCUGCACAUGAUCCUCGAGAUUGGCGACAUCCAAUUUCUGUCCAACGAGCACGUUCUGCACGCCCGUACUGCCUACAAGGACUACCCUCCUCCUGCACCCCGCCGCCACCUGCUGCGCCUGUGGCUCAGCACUCCCGAGAGUGAGGGUGGCUGGCGUCUGCCCUUCCACGACUCGGAUAACAAGAAGCGUGGCGGCAUUCAGGUAAAUGAUACCCCACCAAGGGCCCCUGAUGAUGCCGAGUAG
This is a messenger RNA of Lasiodiplodia theobromae, 1212 nucleotides long. Its product is annotated as Taurine catabolism dioxygenase family protein. Lineage: Eukaryota; Fungi; Ascomycota; Dothideomycetes; Botryosphaeriales; Botryosphaeriaceae. The record is from RefSeq and is a predicted model, not a curated record. Gene Ontology annotation, molecular function: oxidoreductase activity. The transcript has 4 exons. The coding region runs from base 1 to 1212 and encodes 403 amino acids.